Messenger RNA from Ectocarpus sp. CCAP 1310/34, 473 nucleotides. Lineage: Eukaryota; Phaeophyceae; Ectocarpales; Ectocarpaceae. The record is from the annotation of a GenBank genome assembly.
GGGGCUGGAUUUUUCAUAUUGCUGGCAUCACACACUAUAAAGAUUUAACGGAGGCGGACCUGUUGUUCGCCGUUCGCGAGAGGUACACCACUGUGAAGAGACUGGUCAUGAAACGGCCAGCAGGGGCACCCAGAACUGAUGCUGCUCUUUCAGGAGUAACAUCACGACCACCACCGGCUGCACGUCAACAAGAUUCAUCUUCUAACUUCCCCAUAGCUGAUGCUGCUGCCGCUGCUGACGGCGGUGGCAUGCUAGUGGAGAUCCAGUUUGCGGGCCCUCAGCCCAGCGAAGGAUGCGGCGCGCUCCUGUGCAAUCUGCUCCGCGGGUCCUCAGUGGAAGCACGGGCGGUGGAGCUACCGCGCGGCCGCAAGAAAAAAAUCGCGACGAGCGUCACACCAGAAAACGGCAACAACGACAUUUUUGAAGGUGGGGUGCACACACACGAGAGAGAGCAUGAGAACAAAGCAACUUAA